UGUUAUCAUUCCUAAUAAUCAAGCGAAGAAGAAAAAGAAGAAGAAGAAGUAUUUUUUUUUUAUCUGUUUCGUUUGCAUCGGGUUUUCUUCACAGGUGCAGUUGUACUUUCGCUAUGUGGACAAACAUUUACCACGUAUUAGUGUGGCCUGGUUGCUAAAGCGCCGGAUGUGUUGGGCGAGUUAAACGCCGCACACGAUGACCGCACCGCCCGCCAGCCUGGAGAGCCUGCGUGUGCUGCACCACAGCGAUGACUACAUCGUGGUGGACAAGCACUGGGACAUCCGCAUCGACAGCAAGAUGUGGUACGAGCAGCACACCGUGCAGGCGCAGCUCGGGCACCGCUUCCCUCAGCUGGCGGACCCCAGCACCUACUACGGAUUCAGGUUCUGUCACCAGUUGGACUUCUCCACCAGCGGGGCUCUGUGCGUCGCCCUCAACAAGGCCGCCGCCGGCCGGGCCUACCGCUGCUUCAAGGACCGCUCCGUCACCAAAGCCUACCUCGCCCUGGUUCGUGGACGGGUGGAGGAAGAGACGCAAACCGUGGCCUUCCCCAUCGGCAAGGACUCGUCAGAGGGAAAGACACACAUGAUGUGUACUGAGGGAACAGACGGUUGUGAGAACCCAAAGCCUUGCCAAACGGAGCUGACGGUGUUGGAGUACGGAUUGUACGAUGGAGACUCUGUCACCAAGGUGCUGCUGCAGCCAGUCACUGGCCGAACACACCAGUUGAGGGUUCACUGCAGCGCAAUCGGCCACCCCAUCGUGGGGGACUUCACCUACAGCUCGGGAGCGGAUGCCGCCCCGUACCGCAUGAUGCUGCACGCGCACCUCCUGCACAUUCCGCUGGACCCUGAACCCCUGUUGGUCUCCGCUGGAGACCCUUUCCUCCCGGCGGAGGAUCCCAAGUGGCUUCCGCAGCGCUCAUUACGGACACUGGCGGCUACCGUGGAGGCACUGCUGGAGCGCAGGCUGGAGGAGGGCAGGAAGAUCAAAGAGGAGAGGAGAGAGAGGGCGAAAAGGGAGGAGGAGCGGAGGGUGAGGCGGCGGGAACAAACGAUUAAGGAGGAGAGCGAGGAGCAGAGGGCGCAGUGUCAGGAGUGGCUGCGAGAAUGGGCCGGGGAUUGAUUUAUUAGUGUGUUUUUUAAUUUAUUUGAGCUUUUUUACCAAUGAUGGUCACGUUGAGCGUGCAUGCUCCAUGUCAAUGAUCGCCGCCGUUGCAUUGAAGCGGUGAGCAUGUGUGAGCAUGUAAGCGGCUGCUUUCUGCUACGAUUAACAACUGAAGUGUGUUGUCACAUUCAGUGCAUGGCUGUAACAUACAUGGAAUUCCAUAUAAAAGCAUUUUACAUACUAACAUGUAUGUUUCUGGUUUUUUUUAUUGUCAUUUCAUCAUUGUUUUACUGUUUCAAACAGUUUUCAAAAUAAUAAAGGAUCAUGUCAAAGCAACAACAAAUGUCUACCAAAAAGAUCUUGAUUCAGCCCCGUCAGUCCACUGUUAUGUUUUCGGUCUGUUGUACUGAACAUCCUUUGGGCUGCAAAGGCAGCUGCUGUUGUACGAUUUGUUGAGCUAUUUGUUGUGCACACUUCCUGCUGCCUGUUCUGCAUAAGCCAGCAACACAGAACAGCUCAUGGUUAGUCCAGUGACUUUCUUUUCAACCUUUCAAGUUUACUUUUAUGUCACAGUCAAUCCUGCAAACAAAGUGUUUCUUUUUAAUAACAAUGAGAACAUUUUUUGUAACGGUACAUAAAGAAAAUAAACUAUACCGACUUAAAUAAUGGUUAAAUAUGACAAAUGAAAGAACGAUCUGUACAUACCAAAAACAUUCUAACCCCCU
Molecule: messenger RNA, 1833 nt
Organism: Pungitius pungitius (ninespine stickleback)
Lineage: Eukaryota; Metazoa; Chordata; Actinopteri; Perciformes; Gasterosteidae
Gene: rpusd1
Product: RNA pseudouridine synthase domain containing 1
Exons: 6
Coding region: 197-1126 (309 amino acids)
Biological process (GO): enzyme-directed rRNA pseudouridine synthesis
Molecular function (GO): RNA binding; pseudouridine synthase activity
Source: RefSeq, a predicted model, not a curated record